Molecule: messenger RNA, 1644 nt
Organism: Juglans regia (Persian walnut)
Lineage: Eukaryota; Viridiplantae; Streptophyta; Magnoliopsida; Fagales; Juglandaceae
Product: auxin-responsive protein IAA13-like
Exons: 5
Coding region: 1-1188 (395 amino acids)
Biological process (GO): regulation of DNA-templated transcription
Cellular component (GO): nucleus
Molecular function (GO): protein binding
Source: RefSeq, a predicted model, not a curated record
AUGUCAAGAAAAUUUGAGGUUGGGGGUGGUGAGAGUGCAAGGCGCACUACCGGACACAUGGGCCCCAGCACCAUCACCCCCUCCACCACCUCUCUUCAACCUACCCUCCCUUCCCUUCCCUUCCCUUCUCUCUUUGCGUGCCUUUUGCUGCCCUAUACUCUCCUUUCACCCCCUCAUUACUCCAAAUCUUUGCAUUCAUUCUUUAAACUUUUCUUUGGCUCUGCUAGAAAUUUGACUCCAUAUCUUGCUCUCAUGGAUGUUACUCUUGGUUUACUACGGGGUGGUGGUGGUUCUUCUGGGCCUUCCACUAAUGAGUCUACUGUGUCAAAGAUGGAGGUGGUGGAGCAAGACUUCGUGGGCCUGUCCUCUGAGGCAUCCUCAUACCCCCCGGUUGAGGCUGAACUCGAGCUGGGUCUUGGUCUGAGCCUAGGUGGUGGUGCUGCUGCUACUGUAAAGGGUAAGCCUUUUAUAUGGGGAGAGUGUCGUCGAAUCUUGACUGCCAAAGACUUUCCUUCAGUGGUCUCUCAUGGUUCCUCAGUUCCUUCUCGGUUCUCAGACAGAGCAACUGCUGUUGCAGCUGUUACUGGAACUAAGAGAGCUGCUGACUCUGUUUCACAAGAGGGUGGAUCUCCUCCUAGUGCCAGUCAGGUUGUGGGAUGGCCACCCAUAAGGGCUUACAGGAUGAACAGCUUGGUAAAUCAGACAAAAAGUCAAAGAGAUGAAGAAGACAAGCAAAUUGGAGAGAAAGAUGAAUCCAACGAUUCUUCAAAAAAGAAAAUUUAUACAAAUACUGAAAAUACUGCUAAAGAAAAAUGUCAUCUUGGAUUUGUGAAGGUGAAUAUGGAUGGAGUUCCGAUAGGAAGAAAGGUUGAUUUGAAUGCUCAUUCUUGCUAUGCGACUUUGGCCGAAAUGCUGGAAGACAUGUUCUUUAGGUCCACCACAACUGUCAAAUCCAUGGGUGGAGAGAAAGAACAGGUGACAAAAUCCCCUAAGCUUUUGAAUGGUUCAUCUGAAUUUGUGCUCACUUAUGAAGAUAAAGAUGGAGACUGGAUGCUUGUGGGAGAUGUUCCAUGGGGGAUGUUUCUUGGCUCUGUGAGACGGCUUCGAAUCAUGAAGACCUCUGAGGCAAAUGGACUUGCUCCAAGAUUUCAAGAAAGGAAUGAGAGACAAAGAAGCAAGCCCAUAUAAUGCCACUGAUCUGAUCAUUCUCAAAUUGAGUACAUGAAGAAAACCCACAGAUUGAAAACAAAGGAAAGUAGAAAAGUUCAUGAGACAGAAUGUCCUGCUGAGAUUGUUCUUCCACUGGUUUUUAUAUUGCUCCCUUUUUGUUAUACUCAACCAGUCUCUGGUUGUUGCUCCUUUUUUGUCCUUGUAGGUCAUUUUGAUUCUAGUUUUUACAGGCUCUUAAUAUAGUGCUACCAUACAGGCCUGCCAACUUGGCUGAAUGCUGCUUCACAGUAUUGUAAAUAUGGGAGUACUUAUAUCUAGAGUGUUGAGUCUGCUGCAAUCUAGUGGUCUCAGUUUUUACAAGGUUGGAAAAAAAAACUUGGGUUGUUUUAGAUUUUUAAAAAUUCUGUGGUUGUGUUGGUUGGCCAUGUUUUCUAAAUGUGAUGCUCCAGCAGUGUUUUGAAAGUGUUCUUUUGU